GUAACCUGCAGCUGCCAUUCAACACACAUCAGCCCAGAGAGGAGAGGAGGCGUCGCGCUGCAGACUGAGUAGAUGUUUUGUGGAGGUCUGUCCUCUCCAGCUACGUCUGUCCGACACGAUGACUUCCUGUCAGGAGUUCGAGGUGACGGUCCACACCUCACCUGGUCCCACCUGUGGAACCUUCAGCCACCUGUGGCUCACUCUGAUUGGCUCGGAUGGGGAGACUCAGCGCGUCAGCGUGAACGAGGGCGAGCGUCAUCUCCUGCCCGGAUCGUCGUGUCCGGUUCGGGUCCAGGUCAACGGGCCUCUGGGUUGUCUGGUUCUGAUCCGGCUUCAUCUGGAGCCGCGGACCGGUUUCCCCGAUCUGGACUGGCACUGCAGCCGGGUGGAGGUUCGCAGACUGGCUGAGGAGGGUGGGCGAGGUGGGAAGACGCCUGAGGAACCAGAAGUUCAGGUGUUCCUGUGUGACAGGUGGCUGCAGACAGCAGAUGGGGACGUGGAGCUGCGGAGUGGAAAGUUGUGUUUGCUGAAGGACGAGACAGAAGAGAAACUGAAGCAGCACAGACUCAGACAGCUGCAACACCAACAGAAGAUCAUCAGAUGGCGUAAGUUCAUCGAGGGAACUCCGCAGUGCAUUGACCUGAACAAAAUGUCUGAACUCGGGCCGAACCUCAGCUACACACAGAAGAGUCCAGCCGCCAACCUGCACUACCUGAAAGGCUUCAUGGGCCGAGCGGAGGCCUGGACGAGUUUCACGGAGCUGGAGGCGGUUUUUGCUCACAGCGGACACGAGAACGACAUCGCCAGGUUCGUUAAGGCUCACUGGAUGGAGGACUGGUAUUUUGGCCACCAGUGUCUGAACGGCUGCAACCCUCUGAUGCUGCAUCAGACCCACCACCUCCCUCCAAACCUGUCCGUCACCUCCGACAUGCUCCGCCCCUUCCUGCCCGAAGGCUCCUCCCUCGAGCUGGAGCUACAGAAAGGGACCGUUUACCUGCUGGACUACGAGGUUUUGGACGGCGUUCCGGCCAACAUGAUCAACGGGAAGCAGUCGUAUCUGUCUGCGCCGCUGUGCCUCCUCCACCUGAACCAGCAGGGACAGCUGCUCCCCAUCGCCAUCCAGUUGCAACAGACACCCGGUCCUCAGAACCCGGUCUUCCUGCCCUCUGACGGGGGCUGUGAUUGGCUGCUGGCUAAGAUGUGGGUCCACUGCGCAGACUUCCAGUGUCACCAGUUGGCCUCCCACUACCUGAGGACUCACAUGAUGGGCGAGCUGUGCUGCGUGGCCACGCUGCGACAGCUGCCGGAGCCGCACCCGCUGCACCAGCUGCUGAUGCCACAUGUGCGGACGUCCCUACAGAUCAACUUACAGGCCAGAGCCUCGCUGCUGGCCGCCGGCGGCGUGUUUGAUAAGGGGGUCGGCUCUGGUCUGCAGUCGUUACCCGUUCUCCUCACCCGGGCGUCGGAGAGGAUUUAUUAUCGAUGUCUGUGCGUCCCAGACGACUUGACGGACCGCGCUUUGGACAAACUGCCACAGAGCUACUACGCCCAGGAUGCACUGAGAGUGUGGGAUGCGCUGCACAAGUUUGUGUGCAGCUGGGUGGACCUGUACUACAGUGGAGACGAUGAGGUCCAACAGGACUCUGAGCUUCAACUCUGGAUCACCGACAUCAACACACACGGAUUCACACACGACUCAGGCUUCCCUCAGUCCUUCCAGACCAAAUCACAAGUGUCCAAGUUUGUCACCAUGAUCGUCUUCUCCUGUUCGGCUCUGCACGCAGCCGUCAACUUCUCCCAGCUGGACUUUGCCCUCUGGAUGCCGAACUGUCCGGCCUCCAUGUCGUGUCCUCCUCCGCAGGUCAAAGGCGCGGUGACGGAGGACGACAUCAUGUCCUUCCUGCCAGACGUGAACUCAAGCUGUCGUGUCCUGACGGUGCUGACUCUACUGUCGCAGCCUGCCACCAACUUUGUUCGUCUGUGUCACUACAAGGAGGCGGUCUUCAGAGAGGACGCCCACCGCAGGCUGGUGGAGGAGGUGCAGGCUGAACUCAAGGCUAUUUCGGAUGAAAUCACAGAGCGCAACAGCCAACUGGAGCUGCCAUAUCCGUACCUCUGUCCCGAAGGCAUCGAGAACAGCGUUGCCAUCUGAUGAAACUCCAGUGUGUGAUUAUCAGUGAUUUCCGUUGUUAUUUUACUGAUUAAUCAGGGUCUUUUUAUUGUUUAAACCUUCUACUCGCCUGCUUUUUAAAAAGGAAUUAAUUUUACUUCUUCGCUGACACGAGUAUAUUUGAUUUAAACCUUCUGAGGAAACAAUGAUUCUUUCUAUAAAAAUCAACCUGCUGGUUGAAACAAUACAGUCAGAGCUACGUUGUUACUGAAACUUUCUUAAUUAAACUGCCUGCAGAUUCAUUUUCUGUUUCAUCCUCGGUGGCGAGUGUCAAAUCUGGAAAAUAGAUUUCUAUGGUCAUAAACUGAAACCAAAAGCUAAUCAAAAACUUCUUUACCUUCUUUACCCUUCUCAGCAACUACUGUUCUGCAUUGAAUAGCACUAUAUAUGUGUGUGUAUCAGCUGACUCAAAAACAGCUGAAACAAUUCCAUCAAAUUAAAUAAACAACAAAAGCAAUGACAUAUUCUGCCUGUGAAUGAAAACUUCUGGUAGUUAAAUACAUACACGUUCAGCAGCAUCGACAGCUCAGCAUACAAACAAUCCCAACAAUUCUUUUAAUUAAAUAAUUAUUAUUACUGGACUACGGUUGUCCUCAGACGGGUCAGUGAUCGCUCAGGUCUCAGCAAAGCAGCAAGCGCCCACUAGAGUGCAGUGCGUCAUUUUUGAAUGAAGUAACCACAGCUCGCCAGUUUUUAAUAAUAUACAAUAAAAGGUGUGACUUGUGGUAGUAAAACUGAAGUUAGACACAGGUCUCCUUUACUAGCCAGAUGUCUCAAUUAGAGGCCUGGAUUUGAUGUAAAAAAACUUCUUGAAGCUUGAGCGAGUUCUAAGCUACUUAGAUCGCCUACACAAAUAUAAAUGUUUAGGCUUUAUACCCUUGAAGCGGUCAUGAAGUCCAAAAAAGUGUCCAAUCCUCAAUUAUUUAUAAUCUUUAUUUAUAAUCUUUAGUCCGUAAUGUUUCGUUUCCACCAAAAGCAAAGCAAAUAUUCGCCCUGCGUUAGUCGUGUUGGUUUACCUGCAGGAUCAUUUGUAUUUGAGGUAAUUAUUUGCCCUUUAAUCUGGCUUGCAACUGCGGUAUGAGCCCAAAAUAAUCAGAUGUUGCUGUGAUUUAAUAUCAAUAAAAGGCUGAAAUCACAACAUCAUGAUGGUGAUUUGUAAAAUGUCCAAGUUGUAAAUAUUGGGAUGUGAAGCCUGCUGCUCUGCUAACUCUCUCUUCUUCCUGCUGUUGUUUGGUACGUGUGUUUAUUACCUUGUGGCUACAACAUCUAAUUAAGCUGCUGGUAUUUUUGAUACGUGGCUCUCUCUCGAUCAAAUGAAUGAUUGGUAACGGAUAUAUUUUUGUAGAAGUGAUAUUCAUAAAUAAAUAAACAUUCUGAUAGUGUUGUCAAUCUCCUGAAAUAAAGGAAACAGAACGUUGUGGUUUUGUUAUUUGACAUUAUAUUAAGACAUUGAAUUAUUACAUUAAACAUGUCGAUGUUAAAGUGUUGAAAGCUAUUGAUACUGAUUGUGAAGAGAUUGAUAAUAACACUGAAAUAAAAGGUGAAUUCGGCAACUUCUUCCUCCUGUGUGAUAAACAUCUUUCACCUCGACUGUCCCUUUAAAUAAUACAGAAAUAUAAUAAUACGUCACAUUAAAUAUUUCACUCUGUACAA
Molecule: messenger RNA, 3823 nt
Organism: Dicentrarchus labrax (European seabass)
Lineage: Eukaryota; Metazoa; Chordata; Actinopteri; Moronidae
Exons: 15
Coding region: 119-2152 (677 amino acids)
Biological process (GO): lipid oxidation; linoleic acid metabolic process
Molecular function (GO): iron ion binding; oxidoreductase activity, acting on single donors with incorporation of molecular oxygen, incorporation of two atoms of oxygen; protein binding
Source: RefSeq, a predicted model, not a curated record